Molecule: messenger RNA, 5787 nt
Organism: Epinephelus lanceolatus (giant grouper)
Lineage: Eukaryota; Metazoa; Chordata; Actinopteri; Perciformes; Serranidae
Gene: pkn2a
Product: protein kinase N2a
Biological process (GO): signal transduction; protein phosphorylation
Molecular function (GO): ATP binding; small GTPase binding; protein serine/threonine kinase activity
Source: RefSeq, a predicted model, not a curated record
GCAGCAGCAGCCUCUGUAACAGCAGCAGCAGCAGGCAGCAGUGCAGCUCCUCUGGGCGGACGCUUCCACUCUAACCACCGCCUCUUUCUCCAACUGCACUGGGAGAGAUUUAUGCUCCAGCUUUUCUCAUUUAUGAGCUCCAGUCCACCCUCCGGGACCCCACUAGGACGGUGUGACCGCGUCAAUGAAGCGUGAAGACGGCAUGGGAAGCCCCGUGUACCCGAGAUGACCGACGGUUUGGUCCGAAUAAUCGCUUCUUUUUGUCGCCAGAGAGGGAAACUUAAAACAAGGCUUGUUUUUUGGAGUUCCACCUCCCCUCCUCUCUCCCCGUAGGAUUUGAUUCAAAGGCGAAAACCAAGAUGGCCGCCGAUUCCGUGCAGGGGGAUGCCAGGGGCCAGCAGGUGGCGGAGCGACUGGGUCUGGGACACAACCUGGACCUGUCUGACACCAUGGUUCAGCAGAAGCUGGAUGAGAUCAAGGAGCAGAUCCGCCGCGAGAUCCGCAAGGAGCUGAAGAUCAAAGCAGGCGCCGAGAACCUGCGAAAGGUCACCACAGACAAGAAGAGCCUGGCCUUUGUUGACAACAUGCUGAAAAAAUCGAACAAGAAGGUUGAGGAGCUUCACCAGGAGCUGCAGGAGCUCAACGCCCAUAUCGUGGUCAAAGACCCUGAAGAACUGCUAGAAUACCCUUUGACCCCAGAUACUCCCAACAGUGAGGCGAGAACGUGCACCAGCAGCAGCCGCCUGGCCGCCCUUAAAAGACAGAAUGACAUCGAGCUCAAGGUCAAACAGGGCGCCGAGAACAUGAUUCUGAUGUACUCCAACGGGCCCUCCAAGGAUCGUAAGUUGCUAGCGACUGCCCAGCAGAUGCUUCAGGACAGCAAGACGAAGAUAGAGUUCAUCAGGAUGCAGAUCCUCAAGGCCAGCCAGGCCAGCGAGCUGAGCUUCGAGAGCAAUGACGUGAUGGACAAGCCCAUCAUUAGCCCGUUGGACCUUCGGGUGGAGGAGCUGUGUCACCACGCCAAGAUUGAGUCUGCUGUGGCAGAGGGAGCCAAGAAUGUCAUGAAACUGCUGGGCUCGGGAAAAGUCACAGAAAAGAGAGCACAUUCAGAGGCUCAGGCUCGUUUUAAUGAGUCCAGUCAAAAGCUCGACCUCCUGCGAUAUUCCUUGGAGCAACGCCUCAGCGAGUUGCCUAAAAACCACCCUCGCAGCAGCAGCAUCGUGGAAGAGCUGUCUCUGCUGUCCUCACCGGUCCUCAGUCCCCGAUCCAGCAUCAUCUCCACACAGAACCAGUAUAGCACCGUGACUAAGCCCGCUGCACUUACAGGCACGUUAGACGUCAGGCUCAUGGGCUGUCAGGACCUUCUGGAAAAUGUCCCGGGUCGUUCCAAAGCUGCAUCUGUCCCGCUGCCCGGCUGGAGCCCCAGCGAGACGCGCUCGUCCUUCAUCAGCCGAGCAAACAGAAACCGCGGCGUGAGCUCAAGGAACCUGACAAAGAGCGAAGAGCUCUCCAAUGAGAUCAGUGCUGUGUUGAAGCUGGACAACACAGUAGUCGGCCAAACAAGCUGGAAGCCGGUCAGCAACCAGGCCUGGGACCAGAAGUUUACAUUGGAGCUAGACCGGUCUCGUGAGCUGGAGAUCUCGGUGUACUGGCGUGACUGGCGCUCGCUCUGCGCUGUCAAGUUCCUGCGGCUGGAGGACUUCCUGGACAACCAGCGUCAUGGGAUGUGUCUGUACCUAGAGCCACAGGGGAUGCUGUUUGCCGAGGUAACAUUUUUCAAUCCUGUCAUUGAGAGACGACCAAAGCUGCAAAGACAAAAGAAGAUAUUCUCAAAGCAGCAAGGUAAAACCUUCCUGCGAGCCCCUCAGAUGAAUAUCAACAUCGCCACCUGGGGCCGCCUUGUUAGAAGAGCCAUACCAACUGUCAGCACUAACUCCUUCAGCCCGCAGGCGGCUGAGACUGGGCCCAGCAGCCUGCCUGGUUCACCCACACCCUGCAGUGACCCACUGGUGACCAAGCUCGACUUUGACAAAGAGCCCACCCCAGGACCCAAACACUACCCAGCACCUGAUGACAGCCAAGAGCCCCUGGUGCAGGACAAGAUGCCCGACAAGGAGGAAGUACAGGACGCUCUCGCCUCAUUUGACUUUUUGAACAAGAGGAACAGCAUUGCGGUGAGGCCAGACCUGGACCGAGCGGUGGAGCAGGAGAUGCAGCAUCCAGACCUGGAGCUCAUUUCCAUCCAGAAAGAAACAGAGAUAAGGGAAGAAGAGCAGUUCCACUUCAGUCUCCAGGACUUCAAAUGUGUGGCGGUCCUGGGACGUGGUCACUUUGGAAAGGUGUUGUUAGCAGAAUAUAAAAGCACAGGAGAGAUGUUUGCUAUCAAAGCGCUGAAGAAAGGAGACAUUGUGGCUCGGGAUGAGGUGGACAGUCUCAUGUGUGAGAAGAGGAUUUUUGAAACGGUCAACAGUGUCCGCCACCCGUUCCUGGUCAACCUGUUUGCGUGUUUCCAGACGCAGGAGCAUGUUUGUUUUGUCAUGGAGUACGCAGCGGGAGGCGACCUGAUGAUGCACAUCCAUGCUGACGUUUUCUCCGAGCCCAGGGCCGUAUUUUAUGCAGCCUGCGUCGUAUUGGGAUUGCAGUUCUUACAUGACCAUAAGAUUGUGUACAGAGAUUUGAAGCUGGAUAACCUGCUCUUGGACACAGAGGGCUAUGUGAAGAUUGCUGACUUUGGGCUUUGCAAAGAAGGAAUGGGUUUCAGGGACCGCACCAGCACGUUCUGUGGCACGCCAGAGUUUCUAGCGCCUGAGGUUUUGACUGAGACGUCAUACACUCGUGCUGUGGACUGGUGGGGGCUGGGUGUCCUCAUCUUUGAGAUGCUGGUUGGGGAGUCACCCUUCCCCGGAGACGAUGAGGAGGAGGUGUUUGACAGCAUUGUCAACGAUGAAGUCCGCUACCCACGGUUCCUCUCGACAGAGGCCAUCUCCAUCAUGAGAAGGCUCUUGAGGAGGAGUCCAGAACGACGACUGGGAGCAGGAGAAAGGGACGCAGAGGAGGUUAAGAAACAUCUAUUCUUCAGGAACAUGGAUUGGAACGGACUGUUGGCUAAGAAGGUGAAGCCGCCGUUCGUGCCGACUAUUCAGGGCGCCAACGACGUCAGCAACUUCGAUGAUGAAUUUACCUCAGAGGCUCCGAUCUUGACCCCGCCCAGGGAACCCCGACCGCUGAACUCCGACGAGCAGAACAUGUUCUCUGACUUUGAUUACAUCGCCGACUGGUGUUAGCUUCCCCUGACCCCCAUCUACACACACACACACACACACACACAUACACACACAUACAUACACACACUGUGAACCAACACAGCAAAGACUGUAGCUCACAUCAUUUUUAAAACUCUUCCUUGCCCAAAAUGUUGAGGAGGAGCAACGAACACGGCUCCCCGAGCCUUCGGGCAAAAACUCUGUGCCAUUGAGGAGAAAGUCCAGAAGCCUCCAGAGGACCCCCACUUAUUUUUUAAUCCACAUGAAGAACUUUUUUUUUUUUUUUUUAUUAAGAAAAAACAAAUGAAACUCUGUUGUUGGAGAGUGAAGGAGGAGGGAUGCUUUGUCCUCCUGCACACGUCGUCGUCGUGUCCAUUGUCUGACCACUGAGAAUGUUUUUCAUAUGAACUCUUGAGAAGACGGCAACAUCACAAUCAUGUUAUUCAGUGUCACUGUCUUCAGUUUAUUGAUCUGUACAGAUUAUAUUCAGUCGUAUAUUUUAUUGUUGUGCUUUUUCAUUCUUUAUUUGCAAAGCCCUCGUCAUAGGUUAAAGGAAUGGUUCAGAUUUUUUAAAGGCGGGGCUGUAUGAGGUACUUAUCUGUAGUCAGAGUAUUACGUAGAGUGGAUAACAGAAGAUAAGCAAUGCACUGCUGUGGACGUGGGCAGCUGCAAAUGUAGGUUGAAGGACACCUUAUUCAAAGUGUACGCUACAUUUAAAAUAUUUUCACAGCUUUACCUGCCAUCACACAGGCCUUUCUGACGGGGAACUGAAGGUAAACCUAACUCUUGUCACAGCCACCAGAUUCCAUUGAUAAAUCAGUCAUUUUAGCUAACUGAUCAGAGGAGCUGCUGGUCUACUGCUGCCUUGAUUGGUUAGUUAGUUUGUGUUAUCGUGCGACUUUGGUGAAUCACUUUAACAUGCCAAAGUCACACGAUGACACAAGCAAAGGAACCAAUCAAGGCAGCAGUCGACCAGCAGCUCCUGUAAUCCCUGGUGUUAAAUUGCUGUUUUUCUCAAUGGAGUCUGGCACCUUCAGUUCCAGUUGGAAAUCACCGUCUGACAGCAAGGUAAAGUGAUGAAAAUACUCUAAAUAAUGAUUUUUCUUAGGUGGUUAAAAUACGUUAUGCUGCUGCCCCCAACCACAGCAGUAUGUUACAAGUAUAAUUCACUGACUAUGGAUAAGUACCCCAUACAACCCCACUUCAAACGAUCCGAACUAUCCUUAUAUGGACAUUUUAUCUCACUGUAAAGUUUGACAUUUCUGCCGGGUGUUCAGUGAGUUUGAAGUGUUCAAAGUGUUCUCACUGAGCGAUCAACUACAACAACCAUCUUGACUACUACUGCUGCUUCUUGACUUGAAAUCAAAGUAACACUACAUUUCUGUUUUUGUCUCGGGGCUUGAUCUUUGUUCACAACCUGUUAAUAACUCUUUUCUCUCUCAUGUUGCUUCCAUGUCUGCACACAAGAACCAACAGGUUAAUAAUAAUGACUCUCUCUAGUGUAAAAAGGCAGUCCAUCCAGUGUUAAUGCUACUUAAGCAGAUGAAUUAACCAGCAUCUUAGUUUUAUUUGAAAUGAGCUGGUCACUAAGACCAGAAGAACUGAUGAAAUAUUAAAUAUUUUUCUCUGUCUGAUGCCCUCUAGUGGCUCUGUAGCUUGGGGUCGAUAUUCAGCUGAGCUCAGUUAAAGAUCUAAAGUAUCGCAGCAUCUUUUGGAGCAAUAAUGUUUUCAUACCUGAGUUCAGCUGGAUUUCACUUCAAGUUUUUUGGGUUUUUUAUUCCUCAUUGACAGUUGGUUGUGAACCUGACAGCAUGUUUUCUCGUUACCUCAGUCUAAGUACAAACACUAAGUGAGUCGCACAGUUAAAAGCUACCAAAACCAAAUUGAUCCUGUCCCUCUUGAAGCAGCAGACAAACAGCUUCUCAUGGUUUAAAACAAUCUGAUGAUGGGCUGACAGAUGAAGAUGUUAUGUGCAGAAAUCCAUAAAACAAGUGCUGAGCUGUUUUUGUUUUGGGAACAUAUGAACCUCAUCUUUUCGAGGUUUCCGUCAAAAUGCAGUUGAAACGCUUCCCACACUGUUCUGUGAUCAGUUACAUGUCUCAGUCUGACGCAGAGGAACCAGCCAAUGACACUCUCGUCAGUUUGCAUGUCGUAUAUAAACCGACUCAAAUGUCGGAGACCUGUUGAUUUGAAUCACUACAGGGGAGGGCAGGGUAUAUUAUAUAUACAUACUGUAUGUACACAAUUAAGCUGAAAGCACUAAUUUUAUCAAUAGUUUUUAAUUAUCUACAUUUCUUAAUGAUGAAAAUAGAUUGUACAAAGUUUUUUUUUUUUUUUUUUAUUCUUUGCUUGUGCAUGUUGUCGCCAGAACAGAUGAAAACUUUAUGGAUGGUACACCAAUACAAGUCACACAACUGUUAACUGUUCACCCUGGUGUUUAAAAAAAAAAAAAAAAAGGACAAGGCAUUUCUGCAGUCAUUUGUUGCCCAUCAUGAAUGCACAAAUUAAACAUUUGUAAUAGUGA